Molecule: messenger RNA, 1157 nt
Organism: Macadamia integrifolia
Lineage: Eukaryota; Viridiplantae; Streptophyta; Magnoliopsida; Proteales; Proteaceae
Product: agamous-like MADS-box protein MADS9
Exons: 7
Coding region: 309-935 (208 amino acids)
Biological process (GO): positive regulation of transcription by RNA polymerase II
Cellular component (GO): nucleus
Molecular function (GO): protein dimerization activity; RNA polymerase II cis-regulatory region sequence-specific DNA binding; DNA-binding transcription factor activity, RNA polymerase II-specific
Source: RefSeq, a predicted model, not a curated record
ACUCCAAAGGGUGCAAGAGUGAAACAUGAAAGCCAAAGCACAAACGUACUGUAGUUAGAUGGAUUGAAGAGAACCCCACCUAAAUACAUACCAUCCCUUCUGAACCACUCCUAAAGUCUACUCCCAUCUUACCCAUUAAGGGUGGCACUUCCAUUACUUUCCUUCCCUUCCAUUCUACACUCUCAUCUCUUUAAGAUCUUCGAAUCUCCUUCUCCUCCUACUCUUCUUCCUUCCUUCUGUGUUUCUCUAAGAAAUUAACUGAAACAAGAACAAGUAGUAUUGCAGAUUUUUGAGUUGGUCUGAGAGAGAUGGGAAGAGGUAAGAUUGAGAUCAAGAGGAUUGAGAACCCAACAAACAGGCAAGUGACAUACUCAAAGAGGAAGGCUGGAAUAAUAAAGAAGGCAACGGAGCUCAGUGUUCUUUGUGAAGCUAAAGUUUCUCUUAUUAUCCUCUCCAGCUCUGGAAAGAUGUCUGAGUACUGUAGCCCUUCUACCUCGCUGCCAGAAAUCUUGGACAAAUACCAAACGUCUACAGGAAAGAGGUUGUGGGAUGCUAAGCAUGAAUUUCUGAGUAAGGAGGUGGAGAGAAUCAAGAAAGAGAAUGACAUGAUGCAGAUCGACCUCUGGCAUUUGAAAGGAGAUGAUGUAGACACACUAAAUCACAGAGAGCUCCAGACCAUAGAGGAAGCCCUUGAAAAUGGUCUCACUAAAGUUCGUGCCAAAGAGAUGGAGUUCCUCAAAAUGCUUAAAAAGAAUGAAAGAAUGCUAGAGGAGGAGAAUAAACGCCUGGUUUACAUCUUGCAACAAAUGGCUACAGACGGUAAUCUCAGGGAGGCUGGAAAUGGGUAUGGCCAGAAAGGAAGAGAGUGUCAUUCUUCUAUGCCUUUUGCCUUUCACUUGCAGCCAGUUCAACCCAAUUUGCAGGAUAACAAAUAGAUUAACUACUGCCUAUGGCUACAAACUUCUCUAGCUAACUGUAGGAGAAUUAUAUACAUGUUUUGAUACAUGUCUAGGGUUUAUGAGGAAGAAUAUGUUGAUUAACUUAAGCAGAUAGAACUCAAAUUUUGUGGCAAUGCAUUCUUAUUUGAAACUAGCUAGUAUAUGCUAAUGAUGCUAAAUCCUAUUUGAAGAGGGUAUGUGUGUGCAUAUUUUGAUACA